Molecule: messenger RNA, 1263 nt
Organism: Apiotrichum porosum
Lineage: Eukaryota; Fungi; Basidiomycota; Tremellomycetes; Trichosporonales; Trichosporonaceae
Exons: 3
Coding region: 1-1263 (420 amino acids)
Biological process (GO): sphingosine biosynthetic process
Cellular component (GO): cytoplasm; intracellular membrane-bounded organelle; membrane
Source: RefSeq, a predicted model, not a curated record
AUGCCAAACAUUCCCGAAGAGUGCUUGGAUUACCACAUCAUUAUAAACCCUGUCUCCGGUGUGGGAUCAGCUCCAAAGUUUGUGGAGGACCAUGUCGUUCCGCUGCUCGAUGCCGUCAACUCGCGAUACCACGUCCACACCACUAGCUCUACUGGCGACGCCGGCCGUAUUGGGCGAAUGAUCAAACUUGAACAUUCCCCACCGUUCCGCGUCAUCAUCGCAGGCGGCGACGGCACCGCUCACGAGAUGAUGGAGGGCAUCAUUGGCGACGGCGAGGUCGGGAAAUGGGACCUGGCAGUGCUUCCUCUCGGAACUGCCAACGCCCUCCACUCGACACUUUUCCCACCCGGUAGCCCGCCAGUUGCCGUGCCUCCCCAGCUUGAAGCAUAUGUGCCGGAGUCCGCCGAGGACCGGCAGAAACUGGCGUCUCUGAUCCUCGCGCUGUCAGACGCCAAGCCUCGCAAGCUGCCCAUCGUCCUCACGCAACUCCAGCCCAAUGCCAAAGACGCAUCCUCUGAACAACCCCCUGCCCCGAUCCCGAGCCAUAUCGUGCUCUCAACGUCCCUCCAUGCGGCUCUCCUGGACGACAGCGAGGCCCUCCGCGCCGCCAUCCCAGGCUUGGAACGGUUCAAGGCCGCCGCCGCGCAGAACAUUACCGUGUUCUUCCCGGCCCGCGUCGAGUUGAUACCUGCCAAUGGCGGAGUCCAGCAGCUCGACCCGGCUACAGGUGCGUGGGUAGCGGCGUACAGCGGCGUCGGCGCGCCCGAAGGCAAGCACGUCUUGGAAGGGCCGUUCGCCUACUUCCUCUCUACCGUGACGACCGACCGUCUUGAGCCCAGGUUUGUCAUUGUGCCCACAGUGGCCGACCCCGGCGAGGGUACGAUGGACAUUGUGGUUAUGCGCCCACACCGCGACCCGCUAGUCCAGGCAGCGCUCGCUGCUGGUGGAGACGGGACGGACGUGUGGCCUGCUCGAAUCUCAGAGGUCCUCACCGCCGCCUACGACGAGGGCAAGCAUGUACGCCUCGUGUAUGACGAGUCGGGCAAGAUUGUGCCGGCUUCAAAGCCGGGAGACACGAACGUGACCGUGGAGACGUUCCGGUGUAAAGGAUUCAAGUGGGCUCCGACCGACAGCACACAUGCCAAGAGUCACCUCGUGUGCGCUGACGGAUCAAUCUACACUAUCCCCGAGGGCGGCAGCGCCGAGGGAACCGUCAUGGACCAGUCUAGCGACGAGCAUGGUUUUUGGGUAUGGGGAGCAUGA